UACCACCAAAAACCCUCGAAUGCCAGAAUGCUCGAAGGCUUUAACUUGCGCUCAAUUAAAAAUUUUAUUACUGUUUUUUGGUGUCGUACGGAAAUUGUGGAACACCAAAGUUACAUUUUUAUCCCACGCAAAUGUCAGACAGACAUACGGAUAUAUAGAUAUACAGAUAUUCGUAUAACGCGCAAAUAGACAGAUACAGUGCAUCUAUUUGGUAUGCGCUAGUGUUUUAUAUGUUUUUACAAUUAUUCUGACAAGCGGGAUAAAUUGGCACGUAUUGCGUGACUCAUUUGAUAUUGUCGAUCCAUGCAGCUACAGUUCAUACUCAUAGUAACUGCGGCGAUCGACAUGUUCGAAGCAAAUCUGGAUCCGAAACCGAAUUCAUACUGCGCAGCAUCAGUUCUGAACUCUGGAAAUUAAGGCACAUGUCCAACCGAUCAAGGGGUGUUCCGAUUAGAGAUGCGUUAAACACUGAGCUGAUACAUCAAAAGUUUUAUUCCUUCUGGGCAUUAUAAGAUGAUCGGAGUAUCAAGUUUAUUUCUGCAAAUCGUUUGUUUCGUGUUUUGCGGUGAACUGGCAAAUCCGUCCAGCUUGCGCGUGUCGUCGUACGAUUCUAGGCAAUCGCCAUCUGGUAAUUCCUGGCAGGAAACAGUCAGCCAGGGAGCUCCAAAUUUUGAACGUUGUGCAAAAAAGUAUGGAUUUGACCGUCCACUCUUACUGGUGCAGUCCCUGGAUGGAUUUGCUACGCGCUUUGUUCCUCACGUUCCUUCCGUUGCGUUCCUAUUUCAGCAGGCGCUGCACGCCAAACACAUGCGCCCGGUGUUCCCUACCAGCACCUAUCCAAAUCAUUACUCCAUCGUCACAGGCCUGUAUCCCGAGUCACACGGAAUAAUAGACCAGACAUUUUAUUCAGCGGACAACACCUCGUUCUUUGUCAACUAUCGACCGAGUCAUGCAGUUAGUGACUUCUGGAAAGGUCAUCCAAUUUGGGAAGUUGCGCAACAACAAGGGAGAAAGGUUUUCACAAAAUAUUGGCCAGGAGGCGACGUUGUCAUAAAUGGCGUUCGUCCAACGAACUGGACCACGUAUUCCGAUGUGGAGCCUUUUGAUUCCAUAGCCAACACCGUUAUAAACUGGAUUCGUCUUCCAGUAGAGCAACGUCCGGAUAUGAUUUUAGCGUAUCUACGAGAGCCGGACUCGUCCGGCCAUGCGGCGUUGGAAAACAGCGCGAAAUUCCAAAAUGCUUUGCAACAAGUGGAAAAUUAUAUGACGAUGCUCAUGAAUGGGCUGACAGAAGCCGGUCUUGUGGAUUGUGUGGACCUUAUUGUCCUGUCGGACCAUGGAAUCGCGCAGUGCCUAAGUACUGUGGAUCCGCAUGCCGAGCGCGCCAAUCCUGUGGAUGCUUACAGGUCUAAUGGUGCCAUGAACCGGGUGACUCUGGCAAAAAAUGCCGACGUCGAUCAAGCGGUGUCAUCGCUGUCUUGCCCAUCGCAGAACUCUCCUUAUCAGGUUUACAAGAAGGAAGACUUGCCAGUACGACUGCAUUACGUCAACUCGGCCAUCAUUGCUCCAGUCAUAAUUCUGCCCAAUAUUUCGGAUAUCCUCUUUCCACCCGAAAGCAAUCAGACAUGCAUUGACCGCUUCCAAAUGCAUGGCUGGGAUAACCUGUACGACAAAAUGCAAUCCAUUUUCAUGGCGUAUGGGCCAUCGUUUAAAACAAAAACCACGGUUGAACCAUUUGAAAAUGUGGAGCUGUUCAAUUUAUUAUGUGAUCUGCUGAAUAUUCAGUGUGUAGCUAAUAACGGAACGCUUGGCAGUUUGCGCCACAUAAUACGCGAGGCAAAAGAGGAGACAAUGCAUGCCUACCACAACGAAUCGACCAAUUUUUACCCGGUGAAUUUUAUUUCCUAUCCGCAGCAAAACGUCAGGGCCGGUGUAGUUUGCAAAGAAGGUUGUCGCGAAGAGGUUACUUUAAGCACGUUACCGAGCGAUGUUCCCAGAAAAGACUAUAAUCCUCGGCCUGCCGGGACUUCCGGUGGUGUUCUGGAUACGGAUAUCAGUUAUCUUUCCAACUCUGACAGCGACACUGGGUACAACACAAUUCGUCAAAUCGCAUCCUGGGUAUCUUUUGAACUACCACCAGUUUCUGGAAAUGAACUCCAGGAAAGUUUGAAAAGUGGAAAAGGAGUUGACUGCAUCUAUAAAGAUCCAAGGGUCAACUCUAGUGCCGCGUUUUCCUUUCCGUGUGCUGGUUUGAAUGUUCCUAACACAAAUGCUACUGACAAAGUUGUACCUGUUUCGCUAUUUCCGCCAGAACUGGCAACCACAAACACCUCGCGAAUUGAAUCCAUUCUGCACACCAAUAUAGUGCCGAUGUACCGAUCGUUUUAUGAAGAAUACUGGAGGCGCUUGCUUCAACUGGUAGCUAGCUGGAACAGAAAGGAGACACCGAUGCACAUUUACGUUGGACCUGCAUGGGACCGGAAACCGCCGUUUGGCGUUGCAGACAGUUAUUUGCGGUCUCGGGAUACCACUACAGAAAAGGAUGUGCUCGACAACACUGUUCCGACUCAUUUUUAUUUGGUGGCUUGGAGACAACGGACGAAAGAAUACUGUUUGGAAGACGAAUGUUCACAUGAAGUUAUUUCGUUCAUUUUACCACACCACAUGCAAACGCAGAAACCAUGCCAGCCGGAGCGAUUCUACUUUUUGACCAACUCAGCCACUAUAAAAGAUGUGGAACGGCUAACUGGAUUUCAGUGGUUCCCAAAUUUUUCCUGGCAGCAAGCGGCUCGUAUGCGGACCUCGUUAACGGAUUAUUUAUGGGAUGAUAAAAACCCUUUGUAGUCUUUUAGUAGGAAAUUAGUUAACGCUUUUGUUUUAAAGUUUCCUGGUUUUUCCUCUGUUCGAAAUCGAAGUUUACAAGUCUGGCGAAAUGUUCCUCGUUUUACUGGCUUUUCGUAUGACAUAAAUAAAGGGUGUGCAGCAUUUAUAAAUGAAGAUAUAGACACUUCUUGGAAUGUAUUUGCAAUAUUAGCAAUAAAAUUAAAAGAUUUAACACUGCACAUUUGUCGAGAACGUACCCACAGCG
Molecule: messenger RNA, 3088 nt
Organism: Paramacrobiotus metropolitanus
Lineage: Eukaryota; Metazoa; Tardigrada; Eutardigrada; Parachela; Macrobiotidae
Product: ectonucleotide pyrophosphatase/phosphodiesterase family member 3-like
Exons: 10
Coding region: 514-2844 (776 amino acids)
Molecular function (GO): nucleic acid binding; hydrolase activity; metal ion binding
Source: RefSeq, a predicted model, not a curated record